AUGGACAGAAGAACAUUUUUUAAGUCGAAGACUUCAUGUUUUACUGAUUUGAACAACAACACGUCAAAUUCAAGUCUACAGUCGGGCGAAAAUGUAGAAGAGUUGCCAACGGAUUGUACAGCCGUUGGGCCUGGCAGCAGCAGUCAGGGUCGAGAGGAUAACUCUGGUAACGUUACCAAUAAAAGAGGCACGCCCGUGGAUUUAGGCACUAAGGACACUGGACCAUCACAGCCUUGUUUACCGGAAUACCCCAAAACACUGUUCAGUAAGCAGAAUCGGUCAUUUUCGUCAGAAUACUACAAGACAUAUAAAUUCAUUGAAUACAGCAAAGAGGGAGAUGCGGUAUUCUGCUUCCCCUGUCGAUUGUUUCAGUGCAGUUCUAGCGCCGCAUAUAGAGAUCCAGCUUUUGUUAUAAAUGGAGUACGUGACUGGAAGAAAAUAUUAGCAAAAUUACAGAAACACGCAGACGGAGCACCGCAUCGCCAGUGUACAGAGCAGUGGCACUGCUUUGAGCAAACCAAAGCUACUGGUUCCGUUGCUACACUGUUAAGUGAAUCUCACAAGACCACAGUGCAAGCCAAUAGGGAAUAUGCAGAAACCAUUGUUGAUAUAUUGCUCAAUUUAGGAAAACAAGGACUUUCACUGAGAGGGCACGAUGAGGGAGAAACUUCAGAAAAUCGUGGGAACUUUUUAGAGCUGUGCAACUGGUAUGCCAGACAUGACAGGGCUUUCAGUGCUCGAUUAAAUGCCCCGUUCAAUCUAACGAGUCCUGACACACAAAACAAAUUUUUAGAAAUAGCUGCUCAUUUAGUAAAAGACAAGAUAAUCCACAGCAUCGAAGAGAAUGGCUUUUUUGCUGUUCUAGUGGACGAAGCACGCAGUUUUAAAGAGGAACAAAUGGCCGUGUGUGUAAGGUACACAGAAAAGCUGGAGAUAAAGGAACCAUUUCUAGGAUUUGUAGACUGUUCUGAAAGAGUUGACGCUAUUGGAAUUUAUGGCUAUAUAAAGCACUUUCUGGGUGCGUGUGGGAUAUACUCUUUGCCCACUGUUGGACAAAGUUAUGACGGAGCAGCUGUCAUGUCCGGUCAUGUAAACGAAGUUCAGCAGAAAUUGCGUCAAGACCAUCCAUGUGCAGUGUACAUACACUGUAUGGCCCACAAGUUGAAUUUGGUUUUGGUAGAUGCCUGCAAGGUGAAUCGUACAGCAAACACGUUUUUUCACAUCAUCGAGAGUCUGUAUGCAUUUUUCUCACAGCCUGGCACACACCAUGCAUACCAGAAGCACCAAAAGGAGUUAGGAGUUAAAGCUGAACUGACGGCUCUUAGCAACACGAGAUGGGCAUGUCGAUGGAAGAACAUAGCAGCUGUAAAGAGUUCAAUGAGAGCCCUGCUCUCCACUCUUUCCGAAUUCGCCGUGCUGCCCUUUCGCAGGUUCGUUGAAGCAUCUGGUCUUUUAAGCAAUCUCAAAAAGACCGCGUUCUGUGUGUGCCUUGUGGUAUUUUACCACGUUCUUAGUAUGAUCCAUGUUGCACACAAGGCACUCCAAAAGAAAGAUACAACACUUUCUCAGGCCUCAAGUGUCAUGGAAUUGACAAUAAAAAGUCUUGAGAGUAUGAGGACCAGUGACAAGUGGGAGGAACUAUGGAUGGAGAUUGAAGCAUUCUGUAAUUCACUCGACAUUCAAGUAAAUGAAGAUGAACGCGAACACACGCACAAGCGACCUAUGAAAAGAACUGUUGCGCUGGAUUCCUGUGUUGUGACGAGUUCCGUUGGACAAAGGGAAUACCAAAGCAAUACAACACAAAGCGUGAAAGAGAAAUGGGCCCAAAGGCUCUACUUUCCUGUUUUGGAUACUCUGCUCGGUGAGUGUCAGUCCCGGUUUUCCACCCAGACCAUGGAAAUAGCAAGGAGUGUUGAUGCGGUGCUAAAAUGCGACCCAGAAGGCGCGCAAUGUCUUUUGAAUGAAUAUGCAACCGCCCUCUCUAUCAACCCCAAAUUGGCCUAUACCAAGAUGAAUUUAGUCAAAAUGAACUCGCAACACACAUCAUCUGACUUUGUGAAGGAGGCAUUGUCCACUGGAUUUAAUCCAAACUUCGAAAAACUUUUCAAGCUGGCACUGACUUUACCUGUGGGGACGGCAACAUGUGAGAGAUCGUUUUCAGCUAUGCGACGCGUCAGGAACUGGAUGCGUUCAACAAUGUGCCAGGAAAGACUUUCAUCUUUGAGCCUGCUGCAUAUUGAGAGUGACAUAACAGCAGCACUAAAUAUUGAAGACAUCAUUAGCGCAUAUCAUGCGAAGUCCAAACGCAGGAUGUUGCUGCAUUAG
Molecule: messenger RNA, 2325 nt
Organism: Triplophysa rosa
Lineage: Eukaryota; Metazoa; Chordata; Actinopteri; Cypriniformes; Nemacheilidae
Product: zinc finger MYM-type protein 1-like
Exons: 1
Coding region: 1-2325 (774 amino acids)
Molecular function (GO): protein dimerization activity
Source: RefSeq, a predicted model, not a curated record